Molecule: messenger RNA, 3333 nt
Organism: Seriola aureovittata
Lineage: Eukaryota; Metazoa; Chordata; Actinopteri; Carangiformes; Carangidae
Gene: rtn4rl1a
Product: reticulon-4 receptor-like 1
Exons: 3
Coding region: 642-2009 (455 amino acids)
Cellular component (GO): plasma membrane
Molecular function (GO): protein binding
Source: RefSeq, a predicted model, not a curated record
GCCUCGGAGCUCUCCGGUAACAGAGACAGUGGACGACACUGACUCACACUGCCGAUCCACACACAGCACAUUUAAGUCUCUACCUGACCCGCAACCUGACAAGCCGACUGGAGGAAGAAGAUGAAGAUAUAAAGGAACUUUCCUCUGGUUUUUGGGGCUGUUUACGAUCCGCUCUUGACAGCAUAUUUCUCUUAGAUUCGGGCAUCAAAUAAAGUCAGUAUGCAUGUCAUUGAAUCAUAAACACCAGAUGGCGGUGAGUUGAAAUAUCACUGCAACACAUCUGAGUGUUGUUGGUACGGGACAAGGUGUUUUCCCGACCUCUUUCAUAAAAACUGCGGACGAGACAACUUCGUUUUUGCCCACCGGUGGCGGACCUUUUAUUUUCGUCCUCAAUUUUGUCAAACAUCAUCCGACCCCCUACUCCUCCUCCUCCUCCUCCUUCACCACCUCUCCUCCUCCUCUUCCUCCAACCGUCUUUACUCGACAAUACAGCCACCGAGGAGACAAGACUACAGCCUGCCUGCCAGCGGCCAAAGGGAAUCAAAUUAACAAUUUAGUCAAUAGCAGCACAGGACUGGACGUUCACAAGGAUGCUACUCCAGCACAGACACUACUAGACGGUCCAAACAGCCGCUGCCAAUAUGUUUAAGCGAGGUUACGGUGGGGUGGAGUUACUGUUGGUGCUGUGUGGCCUAGAUCUCUCUCUGCCCUGCCCUCGUCACUGCAUCUGCUACACUUCACCUAGCACCGUCUCCUGCCAGGCCCACAACUUCCAUGCCGUGCCCGAGGGCAUCCCCGCCCAGAGCGAGCGCGUCUUCUUGCAGAACAACAAGAUCCAGAGGUUGCUUCGUGGCCACUUCUCACCCACCACCACCAUGUUGUGGCUUUACUCCAACAACAUUUCCUACAUACAACCAUCCACGUUCCACGGCUUCGACCGCCUGGAGGAGCUCGACCUAGGGGACAACCGGCACCUGAAGGCCAUCGCUUCGGACACCUUCGUGGGCCUGGGUCGGCUACAUGCCCUGCACCUAUACCACUGUGGCCUGAUCAGCCUGUCUCCAGGGAUCUUUGCAGGCCUCCAUAAUCUCCAGUAUCUCUACCUACAGGACAACCAGUUAGAGUUCCUGGAGGAUGACCUGUUCAUCGACCUGCUGAACCUCAGUCAUCUCUUCCUGCACGGCAAUCGACUAUGGAACCUUCGCCAGAACACUUUCCGUGGUCUGGGGGUCUUAGACCGCCUGCUCCUCCACCAAAACCGAAUCCAGUGGGUUGACCGUCAGGCUUUCCAUGACCUGCGCCGCCUCACCACCCUGUACCUGUUUAAUAACUCCCUGACUGAGCUAUCUGGUUCCAGUCUGACUCUACUGCCGGCCCUUGAGUACCUACGACUUAAUGACAACCCCUGGGAGUGUGACUGCAAGGCCCUGUCGCUCUGGGAUUGGCUGCGGAGGUUCAGAGGCUCCACCUCCACUCUGAUGUGUGUUUCACCACCAGAGCUGGCGGGAAAGGAUCUGAAAACACUGAAGAAGGAGGAACUGCCCAGUUGCUUGUCAGGCGAGGGUCAUGCACACGGUGCCCCAGGUGGGGAGAUGGAUCAUGGAGAGUCGUUGAACCACCUUAAUCGUCACAGAAACCAUCAUAACCAGCAUCAGCGGCCGUACUUGCCCCACGGGGACCAAUACAGCUUGCCUUCACCCUCGCCCCUGCCACGGCCGCCUAAGGGAGGCCGAAGAAACUGUACCCGCCGGGGCCGCAAGGCAAAAGGGGGGCUCAAUGAGGUGCAGAUACUACGGGAGGGGGGUGACAAAGACUAUACUCCAGAUGAAGGUAAAUAUGACCUGUCUGCAACUGGAAGGAGGAAGAACAAGUGCACCCCCAGAACUUCUGUCGGCCCACCAAGUGGGGUCCAGAGAGCCAAUAAUAAAGCAGGGUCACACCUUGCAGAUUAUAGUCUCUGUUUCUCAUCAUCUCUGCUGCUGUCACUCAUCUCUGUGAUCCUACGCUGAGAGUGGAAAUGGACACUUCUGUGCUGGUGAUGCAACUCUAUGAUUCAUUCUCCUGAAACACCCUGCCCUGGCUCUUUAAAUAAGGCAUGUGUGCAUAACUGUGUGUACAUGACUGUGUAUAAAGAACAUUAUCAAAUAUCUAUUGUCGAAGUAUCCCUGAGGUAUUAAGGCAGGGAUCUUUACGAGUCAUAAUCAAACCAUGGAAGUCAGGGAAAACUAUUUAGCCCAUUGCUUUGAUGAUGUCACCAAGGGAAACAACAGGAAAACUUUGCGUUCGUCUCCGUGGCAUCGAUUACUUCACCGAAUUGAUGUACUUAUAAAAACUGUACAGUCCCACAAAAUAACCAGCCAAUGAUUCUUUCGAAUAAUAGUGAGACAACACACAAUAAGGAUCAAAACAGUUCAAGGCUCAGUCUGUGUUUAGCCCUCGUGACACAAUAGUACUUUCUCUGUGCACCCUCCAUCUGUCGCUCACGCUGAGACAAUGACACAGACAUUCAUAUCUGUCACACUUCACACUCAGCAGCACCUUAAGAUUCAGAGACAAACUACUGCAGUCACAAGUGGCAGUACAAUGCGUCAUCGUGAAGAGCUUCAGCAGUGAAAACAAUAAUUACUAUACUGUACGUCCACUAAUGAAGUGGUUUUACUUCCAUGUUUCACGGCAGGGUUAACCCACUUUACUGCAAAUCUGUAUUCUCUGGAGUUGUGAGACAUCUAUAUAACAAUUCUUCAAACUAUUCAUGAUAAAAGGUGUCCUCUGUCCUUGCCCUUGCAUCCCAUCAACUUAAAAGCCAUUCAGAACUAACCAAUCAUUAUAUGAGCCAACCUGUCACAGCCAGUGCAAAUGAGUGAGUGGAGUGAGCAAGUGAAAACUUAUGUGUUACUGUUAGUAUGAAUGUGUGUCCACUAAAGAAACCACUAAAGCCAUGCGGGUAGAAUGAAGCUCGAUAGCUAGAGUGCCUAAUGAGAGCCAGUGGCCAAUGAGGACAAACUGUGGAGGUAAGAGACAGUCUCAUUCACUCUUCGACCUCAUUGGCUACAAACAAGAGGCCCCAACGAGCCUGAAAGGUCAACUUAUGCAGGCCAUGGAAAAGCUGAGGCCUGAGCCUGGCUCACAAAACUUCUGAUUCCCAGAAAUUUUUAUGCACUUUCCUCUCUAAUGCUGUGGGGGUUAAUGGAACAAAUAUUACCCUUCAAGCAGAGAUGAUUCAAUCCAAAUAGUGGCAGGAGGGUUUCACGUGUUGGAAAAAAAAAAAAAGGCCCUACAAUCAGGGAAAGUACUGACGACCACCACAAGACUGCAAUAUUUCUCCUGCAACAG